Messenger RNA from Schistocerca serialis cubense, 485 nucleotides. RefSeq lists its product as uncharacterized. The record is from RefSeq and is a predicted model, not a curated record. The coding region runs from base 25 to 339 and encodes 104 amino acids. Gene Ontology annotation, molecular function: protein binding. The transcript is spliced from 3 exons. Lineage: Eukaryota; Metazoa; Arthropoda; Insecta; Orthoptera; Acrididae.
UGUUGCGCGCCAGUCGCCGCCACCAUGUCUUCGCGAGCGGCCGCUCUGCUGCUCCUCCUGCUCUCAGUGGCGUUGCUGGCGGCGGCGCAGGCGCAGCAGCUGGAGUCGUGCCUGGACUUCUGCAAGAACGUCUACCGGCCGGUCUGCGCCGGAGACCCCGCGGGCGGGACCUUCACCAGGCAGUUCCGCAACUCCUGCGAGCUGCGCAGCUUCAACUGCCGCAACAAGACCAGACUGAAAAUUAUUGCUGAAGGACGAUGUAAAAGAGACAAGGGUACCAACAAGAACAAUGAACAAAAUGAACAAGCCUCAGCAAUUGAUAUUGGGAGCAACAGAUGAGGCAAAUACUCAAGAUUUGUUAUUUCUACUUUAUAAUUUUUCUACUGUGAGACUUGUGAUAUUUUUUUUAAUGUUACCUCCAAAAAGUUAAUAACACAGUAUUAUAAUUGUAAAUUUAUUGAAAUAAACUUAUUACACUAGACACA